GAAUAAAGCAAACAAUUUGUCUGACAAGUAAAUUUCCAGCCUGGACUUGUACAACCCCUAGUCAACAUGCUUCACAAGUUGCUUGCUCCGCUCAUAGCGUUAUUAUCGUUAUCUCAAUAUGUCCUUAGUUUCCCCUUGACAGUGAGACUCGACAACGGCGCUCCUCUUCGAAAUAUAGUAUACGUUCAGACCUUUACAGAUUCCAGAGGUAACUGGUUCAAUCUGACAGACCUCGUGACGCAAAAGAGUGGUAUUACACAUGUGAUUCUUGCAUCACUGCAUUUGGACUCGCCUACAGAGAUACAUUUGAAUGACAAUGAUAUCGAGUCUUCAUACUGGGACCCGUUGUGGCCGAUGGUGUCAUCGCUUCAGGCCGCGGGAGUCAAGGUUAUGUUAAUGAUGGGUGGUGCUGCUCAGGGAAGUUAUGCCCGUCUUCAAAACGAUUUCGAUACUUACUACCCCAUCAUCUUACAAAUUUUAAGACACCACAACCUGGACGGAUUCGACAUGGACGUUGAAGAAAACGUCUCAGAGUCGAUCCUCCUUAGACUUGCGCAGCAACUAGACGCUGACAUGGGCACAAACUUUAUUCUAACCGCUGCCCCCGUGGCCCUGUCAAUGUCUAACAGCGGAAAUCUGGAUAAUGUCAGUUGGCCUGCAUUGGACAAAGUCGCCAUCAGCUCAACACGACCAAACGGGAAGUUGUUUAAUUGGUAUAACACUCAGUUCUAUGAUGGUUGGGGUAGUGCUGCUUCGACUGGUUCUUAUGAUACUGUUAUCAAGGCUGGCUGGGAUCCGCGCAGGAUCGUUUUGGGUGUUUUGACUGCUGCAUCUGCUGGAAGUUCAUGGCAACCGACAUCUGUAUUGGCCAGCACGAUUGCUAGUCUCAAGGCGAAAUAUCCAAAUUUUGGUGGUGUGUUUGGUUGGGAGUAUGGAUUAGCUGGGCAAAGUGAUGGGCAAACUCCUGUUCAAUGGGUGCAGUCGAUAGGCCGAUAUUUGGCGGCUUAAAAGUUUUGUUAUCUGGUAUGUCUUGUCAUGCCUUUACCUUGUAUGUAUCGAGUGAUGUAUCUAGUAACGAUUGUAGGUAAAUACAUGUAAUGUCUCGAAGAUCAAGGAAAGCUCAUUUUUGAACGGCAGUACCGCCAAUAUUGAAAACAGGAUUAUUCAAGCCCACCUUAUUAUCCGACUGAGCAGUCCAAUGUGCCUUCUUGUACGCAUCUAAUUCCCUGGUGUUCUCGAAUAUACGAUAAAUAUUCGGAUAUUCCCUCUUCAAGACCUCUAUCUUCCUCCCCCAAUCUCCUCUAACCCAAUUCUCGACUGCAGGAACCAGCACAAUAUCAGCCAGCGUCAACUCGUCUCCAACACUGUAUCGACCUGCGGUAGAUCUGGCAUAACGCUCAUAUGCCUUUAAACCUCGCGUAUGGCUCCAUUCUAGCCAACCGUCGAUCACUUGAGACACAUCCGACGUUUUCCCUUCUUCGCUGCCAGGGACCGAA
Messenger RNA from Talaromyces stipitatus ATCC 10500, 1496 nucleotides. RefSeq lists its product as uncharacterized. Gene Ontology annotation, molecular function: chitinase activity. The transcript has 2 exons. Lineage: Eukaryota; Fungi; Ascomycota; Eurotiomycetes; Eurotiales; Trichocomaceae. The record is from RefSeq and is a predicted model, not a curated record. Gene Ontology annotation, cellular component: extracellular region. The coding region runs from base 67 to 1008 and encodes 313 amino acids. Gene Ontology annotation, biological process: carbohydrate metabolic process.